Molecule: messenger RNA, 591 nt
Organism: Penicillium crustosum
Lineage: Eukaryota; Fungi; Ascomycota; Eurotiomycetes; Eurotiales; Aspergillaceae
Exons: 2
Coding region: 1-591 (196 amino acids)
Source: RefSeq, a predicted model, not a curated record
AUGACUACAGACACCGAGCAAUACACAAUCUAUGACCCCUGUCCUGCCUGGGAUAAAGAGCAGAAAGUAACAAAGCACCUCAGAGAAUACCGCCUACAAGCCUGCAACGGACCACUGUACUGGGAUCGCUGGCCUCCAGUGGUGGAGCAGUACGACAGGAAAGCCCUGGCAGCGAAGCAACUCGUCAUUGACAACGAUCCGAAAUCCGCUCAAACCCUCGGAUUCAUACCACCAGAGAACCCUCAACCACCAACAGUCCUUCUCUCAAGCCAACCAGGCAUUGAACUCGUACGCAUCACCGACCUGGACCACUACGACGACCAAAUCAUGAUCUUACUGAUUUGGGUCAGCCAAUGGUUAGCUCUCGCCCGCGGCUUCCCAGCAGUCCAUCUGUUCUGCGACAUCGUCCGACUCUUCACCAUCUACGGCGUUGACGUAGCAAACGCCGUUCAAGUGGAGUUCUGCAAGCAUAUAGCCGGAAUGUUGAGAUUCCCCUGGGACCCUGUCGAAUUGCACCUGCUGUUUUCCAAUCUGGAAAGCGAUAUCCACGCACACGAGCGCCAUCCCGAAAAAAAUCCGGAAACAGAAUGA